This is a messenger RNA of Adineta ricciae, 5208 nucleotides long. The record is from the annotation of a GenBank genome assembly. NCBI's taxonomy places the organism in Eukaryota, Metazoa, Rotifera, Eurotatoria, Adinetida, Adinetidae.
AUGAUUGCGUCAACGACGCAAGAACCUUCACGUGGAGAUGAUCGGAAGAAUCAAUCGUCAGGUGAAACCCUGGUGCGAUCACUGUCGACAAUCGAACCACAAGAAAUCAAUAGUUUUAUUCAAGAGCAGUAUGGAGCGUGUUGGGGAACUUUGAAAUUCGAAGAUUCACUUAGUGAUUAUGCCAACGAAGCUCGACCAUUUCUUUAUGUUGAUGAUACUAUUGAUCUUUAUGUUCUCCGGCAAUUUAUGACGAAUCAAUGGAAAUUAAAGCCACCAAACAUCGUCCUACCUAUUCUCAAUGGCAUCACAAACCAUAAACCAUUCAAAAAUCUCAAAAUGACGGAGACAUUGAAAAAUGGAAUAAAAAACGCAGCCAAUGCAUCUGAAGUAUGGUUUAUUACGAAUGGUAUCGAUACCGGCAUGCCACAGUUGAUUGGCUCAGCGUUUCGCGAUGAACUUUCUAUGAGAAGAGCAGAUGAUGCAUGGGCUAUACAAAUGGAUCGAACGCCAAAAAAACGUAAACAACUAAUAUUAAUUGGUAUUGUGUGUGAUGAUGAAAUUAAAGAUAUCAUUGAUACGAAAUCAGCGAAAGAUACAACAAAAAUGGAAGUGAAAGUUCCAACACGAAAACGUGAGCAACUAUCGUUAAACAGCGAUCAUACACAUUUUAUUAUCAUUCGUGAACAACCGGUUGGUGCUAAUGCGAAAAAAGCUGCUGAAAGUGAAGCUUCAACAGAUAAAACUGGCGGCAAACAGUUAGAAAAGCUUACCGAUUCAGCUGAAAGUUUAACGAAUAAAUUUCGCGAUCAUUUCGAGCAAUUUCUGCAUCAAGAAGUUUUACCACAGCCAAAUUCUGAAGUUUCCCCGUCCGCUACGACUCAUUUUAUACUCGAAGCAGCACAGAAAGCAGCUCCGUGGAGUGAAGAUGGUUUUCCAAUGGUUUGUACAUUAGUUCGUGGAACACCAGGAACAAUCGAACUUUUAUAUCGAAAAAUCCAACAAGAGGUACCCGCAGUUAUUCUAAAGGGCACAGGAUCAGCUGCUGAUAUCAUUGCAUUCGCGCACGAAGAAAUCAAUGCAAAAAAUGACAAAGAAUACGAUGAUGGAUAUCUGAAAGUUGAAUUAGCACGACGAUUACUUGAAGAAUAUCCAAUAUUGAAAGAUAAUAAUGUCAAACGAAAUGAAAUCCGCGAUCAUAUUAUUGCAAUCGUUAAAAAAGCCGAUCAAGGCAAACGGAAAUUCUUGACCUUUCUUGAUGUUAAUAGUGCAACGGCAUCGUUAAAUGAUUUUCACAAAUUUAUUCUCUCAGCUCUGUUGCAAUCUCAAAAAGCGGUGACGGGAAGCAAAGUCAAUGUUCAAUUAAAACGAAAUCUCUUAUUAACAUUAGAUUGGAAUUUACCUGAUUUAGCCCUUUCGGAGAUCUUUCAACGUGACGAUGAUAUGAAAUACACAAUUCAAAACGAUCUGUUCGAUAAAGCUGUUCUCGGGAAGAAACUUGAAUCUUUUGUUGAUUUAUUUCUCGACCGAGAAUUCGUUUUACAUCGAUAUUUGAAAUCUGACAAACUCGUUGCUUUGUUCAACCAAGCGAAAGAUCGAGAAUUUCUGACAACGACGUCUCUCGAAGGUAUUCUUGGUUUAACUGGAGAUGAAGAAGAAAUGCCACCGAAUUUCGUUGAACAUGGCCUUAAUAUCAUUGUUAAACGCUUAACAGGAAUUAGUCAUUUUUUCAGUAAACAUGAAAUGGAUUGUAAUGCUAUGGGAAUCUAUUUUGGUGAUAAAUCAGACAAAGGUGUUCAACGACAAAGAAUACGCGCAGAAAAGAAGGCACUUCGACAUUUGAUUAUCUAUGCUGUAUUGAUGAAUCGACAUCAAUUAGCGAAGAUUCUCUGGAAACGUUCAUCUGAGCCGAUUCCGUUAGCAUUAAUUUGUUGUAUGAUGUUCAAAAAAUUAGCACCGUAUUGUCAUGAAUCGUAUCAGAGAUUAUUAAUUAUGAAACAAGCAAAAGAAUUUUCGGAUUGUGCAGUUGGUGUUCUUGAUAAAGCAUUCAAUGAAGAUACAAUGCGAACUUUUGAAAUGUUAGAUGAGAAACAUCCCGAUUGGAAUCAUAUGGCAACGGUUGAGUUAGCAUACAAUGCCGAAAAUAAAGAAUUCAUGGCACAUGCUGCUUGUCAAAAAUGGGUUACGCGGCAGUUCUAUGGCGAAAUUACUCCACGAGAGCUCUCCUGGGGUUUGUUCAAAUGUCCUGACUAUUUGAAAAUCAUCUGUUGUGCAAUUCUCGUUUUUCCGAUGUGGUUUUGGAUCAACUUUUCUCCAAUUGGUCAAGCACCACCUGCCCCAAAGAAAAUCAGCGAUUUGCAAACUGAUAAAAAAACAGAUAAAGAAGCCGAACCUCAAAUUCAUGAAUCGCAACGACUGGCUGAACACGUCGGUGACGUCAGCAUUCAAGAAGGAAAUGGUUUUCUCUCACGGACGACGAGAAGUGUCCGAAAGAAACUUUUCGGUCGUAAAAAGAGCAUCACACCACCACCAGCGUCAACUUCCGAUGAAGAACCCAUGAGUCAUUUCGAAGAAAUUAAAGUUCUCUGGACUGCACCGAUCACGAAAUUUUAUACAAACUUUGUUGCUUAUAUUGUCUUUCUUGCAUUCUUUACAUUGGCAGUCAUGUGGCCGUCGUGUGGUAAUCUUCUGUUGGAUUGUAUCGUUUGGUUUUGGACAGCGUCGAUUGCUUUUGAGAAUACACGUGUUGCAUAUGAAAAAUAUUGCUCACAAAGUAGUUUACCUUUGCAAAGAGCAGUUUUAGAAGUAAUUGUUCAAACGAUAUUUUUGUCAUUGUAUCUUAUCGUUCGAAUCAUUGGUCUAUGGAAUUUCGGAACUUGUCAAAUCUUAACAGCAAAAGCGAUCUUGGGUAUUGGUUUGAUCUAUUAUUAUUAUCGAAUUCUGUUUAUUUUCUUACCAAUCAGUCCAAAACUUGGUCCUAUGAUGAUUCGACUUCGAUGCAUGAUUAUGGAUGAUUUUUUUACAUUUUUACAACUAUUCGUCAUAUUUAUGAUUUCAUCCGGUGUUGCUAUCACAGCCGUUCUUUAUCCACAUUACCCAUUGGGUUUGGAUUUGUUCACCAAAGCAUUUGUAUUCCGUGGUCUAAUGGCGUUAUUCAGUAGCGAAAUGGCUGAUUUAAAAAAUCAACAUUUACCAUGCACAAUCAAUUCCACAAAUGACGCAGAAAAGGAAUAUUCAUGUUUACGUCUGUCCCAUGGUCUAUCAUUUAAAUAUGAUAACAUAUAUGCGUAUAAUCGCUAUGGAAUAACUUCACCGAAAUGUAAUCAACCAUCAUGGAUCGCAUGGUUCUUACUUAUUCAAUAUUUCUUCCUGGCAAAACGUUUUCUGACAUCACUAUUGACGGCUAUGUUCGGUUUGACUGGAGCGCGAGUGCAAAGUCAAUCGGAACAAAUCUGGAUGUACAAUCGAUAUGAAAUUGUCAUGGAAUACGCAAAACGGCCACGUCUACCACCACCAUUCGUCGUGAUUUCUUAUAUCGGUAUGGUCAUAUCUGCUGCAAGUCGACAAUGCAUUUUAAAACUGAAAGAUUACUCAGAUAAAAAGAACAACACCAACACUCGCCCACGGGCUUCGUCAAGUGCGUCAGGAUUUAGCGUUUACCGUAAUGAACUCGUUCCUAACAAUAACCCGAACUCAUCAGCACCGUUAGUUACAACUGAUGAUGCUCGAAGUGGACUGAAUGAUAUAACAGUUGAAAUUCCUGAAGAUCGAUCUUUGUUAGGACGUUUAUUAAAUUGUAAACCGUGUCGACAAGUGACUGAUAAUCAAAAACAAAAACUUGAAUUAGCGAAACAGAAUUGGGAGGAUAGUGAAGCUAAUUUGUAUUGGAAAUACAAAGCAAAAGAAUUCUACGCAAAAACUCAAGAAGCAGAUAAAGUUCAAGAGAAAUUGGACAAUUUGACGAACAAUGUGACAAAUGUACAGAAAGAUAUGGAUGUACAACGGAAAUCUUUGCGACGAAUUAAUGAUCGGGUUGUGACACUGGAAAAACUAAUGAUCGAUUCGCAUAUUUUAUUAGAGAAAAUCCGUGCCACAAUUCAACAGGAAGAUAAAUUUCUACCGGAGAGCCAAAAAUUUAUUCAUAUUCUAUCACGAGAAUCACCAUAUAUUCAUACAAAUGAAGCACGAUUUCCAGUCACAGAAAGAUAUAUUCCAUGGAAGAUUCCAUUUGAUCUAUACGAUCCAACAGUAAUCUCAUUACCUAAAGAACACGGUUGCUUUCAAGAUGGUGAACGACCGUUUGUUGAACCGAAUCUAAUACCAAAAUCGAGUUCAAGCUUGAAUGAUGAUGAUGAACCUGAAUCUGUUGUUGACACUUAUGUAACGCCAUCAACACCGAUUGGUCAGUCAGGAACAUUCGGAGCGAUUGAACCCGCUGACACAACUGUAUCAGAUAAUCUUACGAUUCCCGUCGCCGAUCCCAAAUGGAACCAAGUUGUUGAAGUUGAAUUAUCAGACGAUAAAAAGAUGAUUUUGGAUCGAACAACUUGGGUGACAGCUCCUGGAGAAAAAACUCCACUUGUCUAUCGAUUAGAUACACAAUUGUUAAUUCCAUUGAAUCCAAUGGGCCGAACAGGUGUCCGCGGUCGUGGUGCCUUGAUACGUUGGGGACCGAAUAAGACAAUUAUGGCGGUCAUAACACGAUGGAAAAAGCAUCGCGGUCAAUUCGCGUACGUCGACGGGCAGAAAAUUCUAGAAGCGUUAGUUUUCAAAGAUAAAUAUACUAACGAUUGGAAACUUCCAGGAGGCAAAAUUCUUGGUGUCGAAUCGCCAUAUGGUGCUAUAUGUCGUAGCUUUAAUAAACUUGCCUUCCAAGAUGAAGAUUCUGAGCAUAGUUUAACACUACAAGAACGUGAUAUGAUUGAACAUUUUAAAUCAUUCGCUCGUUCACCUACCAAUCCAACAGGAUCAACAGACUUUGAAUAUCACAUGAUCUAUCGAGGAUACAUUGAUGAUCUUCGAAAUACGGACAAUGCGUGGGUAGAAGCCGAAAUCUGGAAUUUCCACUACGAUUCGAUACUAUCAUUUCCAAAUCUACGUACUGAUGGUAUGGCAGUGUGGAAAGAUGUAACAUAUAAUUCUCGUGGUUUUCUUAUGCAAACGUCGAUCCUACGUGAAAUAACUCGUGUUCAUGACGCUUAUUUUGAGUGA